Molecule: messenger RNA, 1650 nt
Organism: Closterium sp. NIES-65
Lineage: Eukaryota; Viridiplantae; Streptophyta; Zygnematophyceae; Desmidiales; Closteriaceae
Source: the annotation of a GenBank genome assembly
AUGAACAGCACUGGGAACAGUAGUGCUUCCAGCAACGUAAGCAGUAACAACAGUGGUAGCCGCAAGGGAGAGGGCGAGAGCGGGCAGUGGUUCAGGCUGAACGGGCAGCAGCGGAGCUUCCAUGACAAGGGCGUUCGUGUGACCAUCAUUGACUUCUCCCUCUCUCGUCUCCAGUCAGGUGCUCGAGUGCAUUUCAGCGACCUCUCCCAAGAGCCAUCCAUUUUCCAGGGCGAUAAGGGCCACCCCCAGGUGAGUGCUGCUCCAGGUGGGUGCUGCCCCAGGUGUCCUCAGACCAACAGUCUCUGGCUCAAAUACCUGGCAGAGAUGCUGCAGACGGGCAAGAAGACUCGCUUCAAGGCCAGCAAAAAGAGGGCCAUCAUCCAGUUCAAGCAGCGCAUGGCUGCAUGUCGUUCUGGAGAAGCUGCACUCGAUGAUGAGCUCUUCAACAGCCUUUGGCGCUCCUAUACCGGGUCGCACCGUAACGGCCGAUUCGACACGUCGAUCGAUCCUAGGUACUCCGUCGUUCUCGCUGGAGAGAACUCCUCCAACGACGGCCGCCGCAGCGAUGACGGCAACAGCAUGGAGUGUUGGCGCGAGUGCAAGAACCGCAACCAGAGGCCUGGACGGGCGCGCGCGGCGAGCCCCAUGGUCUACUGGCAGUACGAGCCCUUCACCGACGCCAGCACCGGAGGACUCUGCAGCUGUUUCGGCGCCGCUGCGUGCAAUGGCCGCCGUUUCGUGCGGCCGUCAGAAGACGACAGCAACCUGCCGGCCGUCAACUUUGUCGGCAAAAUCUGCCCGGCGAACGGAACAGGCGACCCGCACUUUGUCGGAGCUGACGGGUCGCGGUUCGAUUUCAGCGGGCGCCCAGGCGAGGACUACGCGCUGAUCUCGGACGUACACGUGGCAGUGAACGCGCACUUCGGGGGGCGGUGGGGCGAAUGGGAGGGACGCAACAAGGCGCUGACGUGGAUGCGAAAGAUCUCGAUUCUGUGGGGCCACCACUCGAUCGUUUUCGAGGCGCGCGAAGGGUGGGAGCCUGGUUACCGAAACGGUUACCUCCAACGGCUGUCGGCUGACUCGGACGACGUGAAACUUGGCCGGCCAGGCUCGCACCUGGAUGUCGUUUCUUUUUUCGACGGGCAGGUUGAGCUGCGAUGGGCAGCUGCAAAAAAACCCGCUAAGCGCGAGCUUGUUGACGAGUACGAAGUUCGCAUAGGCGACGUGCUGUCGCUCAGGCUGACGCUGCGACCCGAGAUCGCAGCGCUUCGCACGGACGACGACGGCGUGGUGCAUUUCACGGUGGACGUGCUGAGCGCGAAGCUGUCGCCCAACGUGCACGGCGUGCUGGGUCAGACGUUCCGACCUGACUUCAUCGGACGGCUUGAGCGGCAGAAGCUAGUGUGGAGCAACCUUUUCAAGACCCAAGUGGUUCCUGGCGACAACGCCGAGGGGUUUAUCGACGGUACUGUAGACGACUAUAAGUGUACCGACCUCGCCCACUCGGACUGCGCCUUCUGUCGCUUUGUGCGCGCGGAAGCGCUGGACGAUGAAACUGCCUCCGCUAUAGAGCUGGCUGCUGGCGUUUCGUCCUCUUAUAGUGACAACGGCCGCACCUAUCCACGCAAGGCACUAGUCGGAGCUUUCUAA